ACCAGAACUCCAUCGAUUUCCUCUUCCUGGCUUCCCAGAUACUAUUCUACGCCAUUUCUCUAUUCAUUCAUUCAAGAUCAGCUGUUUACUCAGGUGUUUGUAACAAUUUUCAAACCUUCUGUGGUAGACACCAUGCCACAAGAAGAGUGAGCUCUCUUCCCUUCACAAUGGAGGACCCUGGAAGGACUUUCAGCUCUGAGGAGGAAGAAGCAAACUACUGGAAGGACCUGGCGAUGACCUACAAGCAGAGGGCAGAGAAUACUCAGGAGGAACUCCGAGAAUUCCAGGAGGGAAGCCGAGAAUAUGAAGCUGAAUUGGAGACGCAGCUGCACCAGAUGGAAACCAGGAACCGAGACCUCCUGUCAGAAAAUAACCGCCUUCGCUUGGAGCUGGAGACUGUCAAGGAGAAGUUUGAAAUGCAGCACUCUGAAGGCUACCGGCAGAUCUCGGCCCUGGAGGAUGACCUGGCGCAGACGAAAGCAAUUAAAGACCAGCUGCAGAAGUACAUCAGGGAGCUGGAGCAAGCCAACGAUGACCUGGAGAGAGCCAAACGAGCCACAAUCAUGUCUCUAGAAGACUUUGAGCAGCGCUUGAAUCAAGCUAUUGAAAGAAACGCCUUCCUGGAGAGUGAACUCGAUGAGAAGGAGAAUCUCCUAGAAUCUGUCCAGAGGCUAAAGGAUGAAGCCAGAGAUUUGCGGCAAGAAUUGGCAGUGCAGCAGAAGCAAGAAAAGCCCCGGACACCCAUACCCAGCUCAGUGGAAGCUGAAAGGACAGACACAGCUGUGCAGGCCACUGGCUCUGUGCCGUCCACUCCCGUAGCUCCUCGGGGACCUGGCUCUGGUUUAAACACACCGGGGAUGUUCAGACGUGGUCUGGACAACUCGAACAGUGGGACUCCACUCACACCUGCAGCCCGGAUUUCAGCCCUCAACAUUGUGGGGGACCUGCUGAGGAAAGUAGGGGCCCUGGAAUCCAAACUCGCAUCCUGCCGGAACUUCGUGUAUGAUCAAUCACCAAAUCGGACAAGUGGCCCAGCCUCAGGGCGAGGGAGCAAGAACAGAGAAAGUGGUGACAGACGGCCAAGUGGCACCAGUGUACCUUUGGGUGACAAAGGGUUGGGCAAACGCCUGGAAUUCGGGAAGCCACCCUCACAUCCUUCCUCAUCAUCGUUGUCAUCAUCAUCGGCGCUGCCGCCUGCUCAGGGUGUGGUCAAGCUGUUGCUUUAGGACCCUACAGGAGCCUGAGCCCCCUCUGUCUGUGCAGCAUUGUUACCCUCCUUCUCCCCUUUCCUCUCAGCUUUUGGGUUUUUUCCAGUUAGUUUGAGAAAUAAGAGCCAGCAGCACUUUGUGCUCUGUGGCCCAAGCCAAUGACUGAGGCCCUGGUGUUGUCCCUACCUUUCCCACCUGCAUGUAUGUGAUGACAUGGUCCCCCCACUCGGGAAGGCUCAGGGCGUGGGUAGUAAGUCUACCCAUCAUUGGCUCCCCGAGUCCCGACGGCCCAGGGAGCUGCUUUUAAUGUGCAAGCCUCCUGCAGAGGGGCUCUGGGCCCAUCCCGGAGGAACCCUCAACCCUUCCAGUGGGAGCUGUCUUCCAGAACAAGCUCUCCUGGUGCCUCCCCAUAUGCUAAAAUCAUGUCUAGGAGUGGGUCGUGGGAGAGGUGGGGUCCUUUUAUUAACUGUACCUCUGAGAUUUUUUUAAUCUGCCUCUCGUGGAGGUUUUUAGAGGAAUGUUUAACUUUCAGAGUAAUUCUCAGGUCAGCAGGAAGUGUGUCCUUACAAAUGCCAACCCUUAGUUGUCCUGAGUUCCUUGCCCUGGUGGGGUGGUGGGGGGUGAGUAGAGUGGUCAUGUAGCCCCUAAGGACAGGACUCCACUCAAAGCCAGCAUGGAAUAACCAGGGUGGCCUCCGACAAGGUGAAAACACAGAUCGUUGUUGGAAAGGAAGACACUGACACUGGAUGCGCCUGCUGGCCACCAGUGCAUGUUAGAGUUGCCACCUCACGCUCUGGGACCCUGGUGUAAGGAGCAGAUCUUGCAGGAGUGUGUGCGCAGCCUGACAGCCCUCGCCUUCUUCCUGGUUAUUUUCUGGUAGAAACUGCAAACCUGCCAUGGAGCUGAGCAUAGAACUUUUCAAGUGCUACAGACGUUCAGUGAGAACUCAGCUCGGAGCUGUUUGUGUCCCAAAACAUUCUAACCUGUGUUGGUAAAAGAUGGACUUUUAUUUUUUUAAAAGAACAAUAAAAUCAAGAGAAGCUCCUGUCAGCUGGUUCACGGUGUGCUCAGUGGGUGCUGCUUUAUAUAUCUGUACUUCACAAUUGCUUGUGGGGUGGUGAAAAACUUAGCUUUUAUUUUUUUGCCAACUCACAAAAUAGGAGAAAAGGGUUUUUACAAGUAUCUAUUCAAGUCAGCUUUUAGAAUUGUUUUUGGGAAAAGUUCGUGCAUCGUUGCAGACCUAUUGGCAUUUGGUGGAAUGGUUGUGUCUUUUCAGUUUCAUUUGUCUGUUUGUCCUGCUGAACUGGCCUGGGCGAUGGCUUGUGCUAAAUAGAAACUUCGCAAGGCAGGUCUGUCCACAGUAUUCAUGCUGGGGAAGAAAAGG
Castor canadensis (American beaver) is the source of this 2592-nucleotide messenger RNA. RefSeq names its product nudE neurodevelopment protein 1 (gene Nde1). Gene Ontology annotation, cellular component: kinetochore; centrosome; kinesin complex. The record is from RefSeq and is a predicted model, not a curated record. Gene Ontology annotation, biological process: microtubule nucleation; chromosome segregation; establishment of mitotic spindle orientation. Gene Ontology annotation, molecular function: microtubule binding. NCBI's taxonomy places the organism in Eukaryota, Metazoa, Chordata, Mammalia, Rodentia, Castoridae.